Daktulosphaira vitifoliae (grape phylloxera) is the source of this 3217-nucleotide messenger RNA. Its product is annotated as dnaJ protein homolog 1-like. Gene Ontology annotation, cellular component: cytosol. The coding region runs from base 189 to 1223 and encodes 344 amino acids. The transcript has 3 exons. Lineage: Eukaryota; Metazoa; Arthropoda; Insecta; Hemiptera; Phylloxeridae. Gene Ontology annotation, molecular function: protein-folding chaperone binding. The record is from RefSeq and is a predicted model, not a curated record. Gene Ontology annotation, biological process: negative regulation of transcription by RNA polymerase II.
CAGUAAAUUAUUUUUACGUAUGUUGUGCGCUGCUAUUCUAAGGAUAAUUUUUGUUAUUUCGAAAAUUAUUUAUGUUUCAUACUAUUUUUAACUAUUUAUUUAUUUAGAAAUAAUUAUUAUAAAUUUUUGUUUUGUUAGUAUAAUUUUUACACCAACCGCUUAAGUUAUUAUAACUAAUAUUUUAACAUAUGAUGGGAAAAGACUAUUAUCAAAUACUUGGAGUAUCCAAAAAUGCUGCAGAUGAUGAAAUAAAAAAGGCAUACCGGAAAUUAGCAUUAAAAUAUCAUCCAGAUAAAAAUAAAUCUGCUGGUGCUGAAGAGAAAUUUAAAGAAGUUGCUGAAGCUUAUGAAGUUCUUAGUGAUAAAAAGAAACGAGAUAUCUAUGAUAAAUAUGGAGAAGAUGGUCUUAAAGGUAGUGCAGGUGGUCAAGGAAAUCCUGGUGGUGGCAACUUUUCAUAUACUUUUCAUGGUGAUCCAAGAGCUACAUUUGCCCAAUUUUUUGGUUCAUCAAAUCCGUUUGGAAAUAUUUUCGGUGGUGGUUCAAUGUUUGAUGAUGAUAUGGAUUUUGAUGAUGGUUUUAUACGAAUGGGUCAUGGUGGAGCACCCGGUUUGGGGGGUGCAUUUCGAUCACAAUCAUUCAAUGUUCAUGGCUCUCCAAUGGGGCGCUCUAAAGAAAAAGUACAAGAUCCAGCUAUUGAACAUGACCUUUAUGUAUCAUUAGAAGACAUUAUGAGGGGAUGUACGAAAAAAAUGAAAAUAUCAAGACGAGUGUUACAAGCUGAUGGGACUUCCAGAAAAGAAGAUAAAGUUCUAACUAUUAAUGUUAAACCUGGUUGGAAAGCAGGUACCAAAAUCACUUUUCAAAAAGAGGGUGAUCAAGGAAUGAGUAAAAUACCAGCAGACAUAGUAUUUAUUAUAAGAGAUAAACCUCAUCCAUUGUUUAAACGAGAAGGAAAUGAUGUUAGAUAUACUGCAUCUAUAUCUCUUAAACAAGCACUCUGUGGUACAGAAAUAGUAGUUCCUACGUUAUCAGAUAAAAAAAUUCCCCUCAAUCUUAAAUCUGAAGUAAUAAAACCAACAACAGUAAAACGGUUGCAAGGUCAUGGUCUUCCAUUUCCUAAAGAACCAUCACGACGAGGAGAUUUAUUAGUAUCAUUCGAUAUUAAAUUUCCUGAAGUUUUAUCACCAGCUGUAAGAGAUAUUUUAUAUGAUACGCUACCAUAAGUAAAUUGUAUGUUUUUACAUGCUUAUAGACCUUAUACUAUGGUCAAAAGAAAUUUUGUAAUACAUUAAAUAUAUGUUUAUGUAAAUACCUAUAUAUAUUUUGUAUAAAUAUAUAUACAAGUAUACAAUUUUAUACUUUCAAUAUAUUUAUAUAUUGUAUUCUGUAUAAGUUCUAUACUGCAUGUUUUUUAUUUUGUUCUUUAUUCUAACUUCUCUAUUUACUGAGAUAAUUACAAAAUAGACAAUUUAGGUUAAUUAUGUUAAAUAUGUAUAUAAUUUAACAUUAUUUUUUGUUAAUACAUGAACAAUAAUUGGGUUUUACAUGAAUGAAGUAGUUAUUUAAAAUAAAUAACUUGGAACGUUGUAUAAUACGAGCCAAGAAAUCUAUUUAAAGGUACUGAGUAAUAUAUUAAUAGAUAAUUUCUUACAUAAGCUUAGAAAUUAUUAUUUCUUGUAACACAUUUCUAAGCAGUCAUGGUAUUUUUAUCUACUCUGUAUUAAAUAUUAACAAUGAAAAUGUUUAACAUAUCUUAAGUCAAUAUUUACAGAUUAAUGUUUUACUAACUUAUUUUUAUUAAAUAAAGAUUUUAAUAUUGUUUUUACCUAAUUCAUUUUUUAAUAACUGGAUGAAAAUUUUUUUUUUUAAUCUAUUACUUAAUAAAUUGAUUCAAGUUUUCAAAGUUUACUAGUAUAAAUAAAACUGAAAACAUGUUAUAUUACCAAGUAUUAAUGUAAUUUUAAUUGCUUUAAAACCGUAUUAAUGGCUCUUUAUAAUAAUAAUUAUAGGAGUGUUACUAGUUAUUUUUAUAUAAAAAGAAAUAUUUACAUUUUUUACAUAUAACUGUAUUAAUCUUAGCACAAUUGAUUAAUAUCAGGCUCAGUUAGGAGAUGCACCUUAAUAACAAAUAAUUUUUAAAAAUGUCAGAAAACAAGCAUUUCUUUAAGAAUUACUUUUUUUUACAUUCGUUAGAUUUUUAUAUUAGUUCAUCAAUAUUCCUUGGUUACAUUACUAGCUUAUUAUAUCUUUAAUAAUUCAAUGUGUGUAUCAUGUCCCAAUAAAAAUUGGGAUUAUCUCCAUUUACAUUUUUUUGUUUUAUUGUAUUUUGUUAGCAUUUACACUACAAAUAUAUUAAAAAAAAACAGUACGAGUACUGUCAGUUUCAUAAAUGACAUACCAAACAAUUUAAUACAUUUUUAAGAUUAUGUAAAAAAAUCAUUAAGUUUCCAUAUAUUCAAAUCAAUCUAGUUAAAGCACAUUUAAAUAAGCUCUCUUUUCACAAUAGUAGUCAACAUUUGUUUUUUUUAUAGAACAAAUAAAAAAAUUAGUGAAUUAUGCAAAAUAGUAAGAUAAUUAAGGAAAAGUCACUGAUUUGUUAAUAGUUGCACACUAAAAAAAACUAUCAAUUUGCUUUCUAUAAAUAAUGUAUAAAUAAAUAUUACCUAAAAAUUCAAUUGAAUGUCGACACACAUUGAAUAAUUUAACUAAAUUUUUCAAUAUGUAAUUAAAAAAGUAUUAAAUAUUGAAAAAGGAAAUAAAAAUACAACUAUUAAUUUAAUAUAAUCCAUAUUUAUUUGUCAUCAAUUACAAAAUAAAAUCUGAAAAGAAAAAAAACAACUAAGUAAAAAUUAUAUUAUAUUUUAAUAAAAAAUUAGGAGCAAAAUUUAAGACGUCAAAAAAAAAUACUCAGAAAUUUCAUACAUUAAUAACAUAAAUGUAUGUUAGCUUUGAUUUAUAGUUGAUAAUUUCUAUUGUCAAGAAUUUUGGAGAAUAUAACAAUCAAAACAAAAUGUUGGGGAUCAACAUAAAUUAAAACAAGUUCAAUAAUAUUUUGGUUAAGAUCCUAUGCAUGUAAAAUUUAAGUCCUCAGAAAUUUAAAACAAUAUUAAAAUUUUUAAAUUAUUUUACCCUUGAAAAUAAGUGUAGAGAAACAAAAACAUUAAAAAAAAAAAAAAAAGUUGAAAUUCAACUAAUUUGAUUAAAAAAAAAAAAACAA